AUGGAAAAAAAGAAAAUCAACAUCACAGAGCUUGUUCAUAAAUUCAAAUUGAGCGGAAAAUUUGAUUCUUUAAGAAAAGAAAUCAUAGCAAUAUAUGUAAAUUCUGAUACCGGAUUACAACUUAAAUCCAAGCUUGAAGAAAUAAUUAAUAAAGAAAUAAGCAAUAAUUAUACAUUAUUUAUUCAAGAUAGAGGGAAAGCUGCAGUAAUUAUUAACAAUAUUAUUGAUAAAAGUAAUAUUUAUAAUCAUGCAAGAGAAUUAAUGAAUGAUACUAUGUUUAUGAAUAAAGAGUUUCGUGAAAGAAUAAAUACUAUUAUGCAAGAAAUUAAAAAUGACUUUGAAAAAGUUCCAGAAAAAAGAAAGAAUGAUAAUAUCGAAUGA
Pneumocystis jirovecii RU7 is the source of this 381-nucleotide messenger RNA. RefSeq lists its product as uncharacterized. Lineage: Eukaryota; Fungi; Ascomycota; Pneumocystomycetes; Pneumocystales; Pneumocystaceae. The transcript is spliced from 3 exons. The record is from RefSeq and is a predicted model, not a curated record. Bases 1 to 381 code for a protein of 126 amino acids.